GCUGAUACAGCCACGUGAAAAUCAAGUCUAAACCUUUGACUGAAUUUAUGAUUUUUCUAGUGAUAUCGCCGUCGUGAUGGGGAAACGGAAGGGCCAUGGGAAGCCUGGAAAACACGGCAGACAGGAGAAACGUGCAGGGAAGUUUCAGGAAGGAAACUUUGAGCGUUUCUCGGCUCAGAUGAGAGAGGCUGUCGAGGAGGCUGCAAGAGGAGACACAUGUGAAGGUGGAGAGGACCUCAGCCAAUCAGAGGGAGCAACAUCUCAGUCCCACCAAUCAGAUGACAGCAUCCCUGUUGCCAUGGCGAUGUGGGACCUGAACCACUGUGACCCCAAGAGAUGCACUGGUAGGAAGCUGGAGAGACUGGGUUAUGUCAGGACACUGAAGCUGUCUCAGAGGUUCGGAGGUCUCAUCCUCACACCUGUAGGGACCAGGUGUGUCUCACCUCAGGACAGGGAGAUCGUGCUCCACAGUGGCCUUGCUGUAGUGGACUGUUCCUGGGCUAAGUUGGAGGAGACUCCAUUUGGGAAGAUGAGGGGAGGCUACCCCCGCCUCCUGCCUUACUUGGUAGCUGCCAACCCCAUCAACUAUGGCCGGCCCUGUAAACUGUCCUGUGUGGAGGCAUUUGCGGCAACCUUCUACAUAGUUGGUUUGAAGGAGUACGCUUUCAAGUGCCUGCAGAAGUUCAAGUGGGGAAAAGGUUUUCUGGAGGUGAACAGGGAACUGUUGGACAGAUAUGCUGCCUGCAGUGACGGGGCUGCUGUAGUGGCUGCACAGCAGGAUUGGAUGGAAAAACUUCAGCAGGAAGCAGCUGACCAAUCAGAACCUGCUGAAAUGGACAUGAGUCUAGAGCACUACAAUCCCAACAGACCAGUGUACAACUUCCCAGAGUCAAGCUCAGAAGAGGAGGAAGAAGAGGAAGAAGAAGAUGGGAAUGAAGAAAAUGAAAAAGACGCACAGCCUGAUAAUGAGGAGAACAGAUGUGAAGUUGAGGAAAGUGCAACCUCAACAAGAGACGAGGACAGUAAAGAAGAUACAGAAAGUGAAAAUGAGGAAGAAGAUGUGAGAUGGAAAGGACAAAAAGGAUGGGUUAAACAUAGGAGGUGAAAACUAUGUCAACUGAAACACUACAUGUACCAUAUUGUGCAUUACAGUUAGAUAUGAUAGAAUACUGCUCUGCAAAACUUGAUAUUUUGGAUCUCAUAAAGAAUUUAAGAGAACAAAGAGGAGAGACACAUUGAUAGCAAUUUAGGGAACAGGAUUAUU
This is a messenger RNA of Branchiostoma belcheri (Belcher's lancelet), 1264 nucleotides long. RefSeq names its product ribosome biogenesis protein TSR3 homolog. Gene Ontology annotation, biological process: maturation of SSU-rRNA. The record is from RefSeq and is a predicted model, not a curated record. NCBI's taxonomy places the organism in Eukaryota, Metazoa, Chordata, Leptocardii, Amphioxiformes, Branchiostomatidae. Gene Ontology annotation, molecular function: rRNA small subunit aminocarboxypropyltransferase activity. Bases 77 to 1105 code for a protein of 342 amino acids. The transcript has 6 exons.